Sungouiella intermedia is the source of this 1068-nucleotide messenger RNA. The record is from the annotation of a GenBank genome assembly. Lineage: Eukaryota; Fungi; Ascomycota; Pichiomycetes; Serinales; Metschnikowiaceae.
AUGGCCCAGUACGAGUGUACCCACCACGUCAAAAACUUCUUGACCGAAUUGCCCAAAUGUGAGCACCAUCUCCACUUGGAGGGGACUUUGGAGCCAUCGCUUCUCUUUGAUUUAGCUGCCAGAAACUCCAUCAAGUUGCCGGACCACUUCCCAAGCUCCGUAGAGGCCUGCAAUGAGAGAUAUGCCAACUUCGCUGACUUGCAGGACUUCUUGGACCACUACUAUAUCGGUAUGAGUGUGUUGAUCAACGAGCAAGACUUCUACGAUUUGGCCAUGGAGUACUUUGCUAAAGCCCACUCUGAUGGAUGUCUCCACUCCGAAGUGUUCUUCGACCCUCAGGGCCACGUUGAGAGAGGCAUUGACGUUGAUGUGGUCGUCAGGGGCUUCGAUAGAGCAUGCAAGGCUGCCAAUGAUAAGUUCGGCACUACCAACAAAUUAAUUAUGUGCUUGUUGAGACACUUGCCUGCCGCUUCUGGUAUUGACAUGAUCGAAUCCACCUCGCAAUACUUUGGCGAGGGUAUUAUUCACGGCUUGGGACUCGACUCUUCAGAGAAGCCUUUCCCUCCUGAAUUGUUCUCGGACUGCUACAACUUGGUCAAGGACAAAUUUCCUGAGGUGGGUUUGACUGCCCAUGCUGGAGAGGAAGGAGACCACACUUACGUUUCCAACUCGUUGGACUUGUUGAAUGUCUCUCGUAUCGACCACGGUGUGAACUCCAAGCAGAGUCCCGAAUUGAUGAAGCGUUUGGCUGAGAAUAAGACUAUGUUGUCGAUGUGUCCAUUAUCUAACGUCAAGUUGCAAGUUGUCAAGGACGUUUCUGAAUUGCCAAUCUCGACGUUCUUGGAGAAUGAUGUUCCUUUCUCUAUCAACUCUGACGACCCAGCAUACUUUGGUGGUUACAUUUUGGACAACUACAUUGCUGUGCACACUAGAUUUGGAUUUUCUUUGGAUCAGUGGUGCAAGAUUGCUCACAAUGGUAUUGAAGGAUCGUGGUGUGACGAGGAGAGAAAGGCUGAGUUGAAGGCAAAGGUUGAAGAGGUUUACAACAAGUACCAGGGCUUGGUUUAA